Molecule: messenger RNA, 1118 nt
Organism: Cucurbita pepo subsp. pepo (vegetable marrow)
Lineage: Eukaryota; Viridiplantae; Streptophyta; Magnoliopsida; Cucurbitales; Cucurbitaceae
Source: RefSeq, a predicted model, not a curated record
UCGCUACCUGUACUAUGGUUCAGUUUUCAUUCAGCUCCUCGCAUUUUGCGUAUGAUCGCAUCGCACUGAGGCGUGAGUGUUUUCGACAACUUUCCGGAGGUGAGGACAUAUUGUUCAAGAACUUCCAUGAAUUAUUAGCAGAAGAGUGGGUUAGAGGGGGCUCGGACAGUGGUCAGAAUGGACGGUGGGAAAUUGCAUUGACAAAGUCUUCUGAGAGGGUUGAUGACGCUUUCAAGGACAAGACUCUAGCACCCUACUCGGUUGGAUCUACAGCUUUGGUUGUUCUUCUGUCAGUUUGCCAGAUUAUUGUUGCCAACUGUGGUGACUCCAUGCUCUGUCGUCAGAGACGAGCCAUCCCCUUGACGGUUGACCAAAAGAUUAGUAGGCCAGAAGAAUAUGAUAGACUGGUUAAGGGAGGAGUGAGGAUUCUGUUUGUGGGCGUCCCUAGGGUCGAAGGAGUAAUGACUAUGACCAGGGCAAUAGAAGACGAGUGUUUGAUUCUGGCUACUGAUGGAGUAUGGGAUAUCUUGUCUAAUGAUGAUGUGAUGAAGAGGCUUGCAGCAUACUGAGGAGGCAACACAGAAAGUUGGCGUUUGGUGGAGCUCAUGAUGCAAUUUAUCCAGCACAAUAUGCUGCAAAUCAAAUCCGCAAGGUGUUCAGUCAUUUGAGUGGUGACAACAUCUCAAUUUCUGUAAUUGACCUAAAGCACCAAAUCAAGGAGCGCCAACCUGAACGGUGAACAUAGUAUCGACAUACAGGUUGGCUGGGCAGAAGUAUGUGAUCUUUUCUAUAAACUGGACAUACACUUGAGCUGUAGUUAAAUAAUUGUACAAAUUCUGCAGCUCCUUUACCUUAUCUGUUCUAGUUUGUUAGAGAGGCUUGCCGUGUAUUUUUCUAUAUACCUAGUUCCAACCCUGUAUACUAUUUUUGCAUGCAAUUAUGCAUCUACCUUACCCAAGUUCUCUUCACCGUAGAAACCCCACUAACUAAAAUGAAUUUGCCGAUUUCAUGAAACAAUUAGCAAACUUCUUACAAUACAGAGUAUCAUUCCGAACAUGUAUGCAAUGGAACGUGUGUAAUCAAUAUAUGUAUACAAGUGACGCCAUUCAUAGUUUCAA